GCCCCAGGCGCCCUGUUUUCACCAACGUCGUCCCAAUCCUUGGUCCCAGCUUCUGUUGUAAUGUGACCCAGGAAGCUGAAAUCAAGUUGGGUUAUGCUUCAUGGUGUCAUCCAUGGUCAAUUGAGCUAUAUUUUUCCCAUGGCAUGGACAAAUGAAUGAAGCAUUUUACAGUGCACACUGCACAGAACCAUUGUCUUAAUUGAUUGGAAACUUUGUAUAUCAAUCUUAAUCGCUGUGACGACUACCUUUUAGAAAAUGCGUGCUAUCAGGAUCAUCCAGUUGCUGAUGGCAUUCAGUAUAAGCAUCGGCAGUGAAAUACCAUCGUCAGAUGUGGUCAACCAUUGGGCUGCUCAGCUGGGAAUUCGGCUAAAAGAAGACUUCAUGUCUGCCAGUGAUUAUGAAACACUUCAAGAUAGUUUCGGCCACAGUAUGCGCCACAGCGUCCGGUUCGACGUGGUCCGGCCCGAACAGGAGCUGGCCCUCAUGGCGUCCCAGAUCACAACCAUCUUCACCCGGCGCACGCAGGCGCUCAAGGAUAUUGUCAACCGGGCCGAGAGUCUGACGCUCACCUACCGCUACGAGAAGGACCUGCAGCUGAGCGACGAGGGCGUCAUCGAGGACGGCGCCGGCCGGCCGGUGCUCGACGCGCCGCUGUUCAAAAUGGCCGACCACACGGCCGACAGCGGCCAGCUCUCGCUCAGCGAGACGCUGGGCCGCGAGGUGAACACGAGCCGCUCAGGGGUGCACACCCCGCUCGAGGUCUACGAGGGAUACGUGGACGUGCUGAACGGUCUGCGCGUCACGGACGGUGUGGACGAGACGUUCCGCGCCAACGCGGCGCGCGACCCGCACAUGAGCUGGCAGUACCUGGGCACGCAGCUGGGCUUCCUGCGCGUCUACCCGGCCACCUGGUGGCAGCCGCCGCGGCCGGCGCUCGACGUCGACCUGUACGACGUGCGCCGCCGGCCCUGGUACAUCGAGGGCUCCGUCUCGCCCAAGGACGUCGUCAUUCUGAUGGACAUCUCUGGCAGUGUCCACGGGCAGACCUUUGAGAUAAUGAAGAUCGCCGUCAAAACGGUGCUCAACACGUUGGGCGAGAACGACUACGUCAACAUCGCCUGGUCGACCAACCAGGUGGGCUGGGUGAACCCGUGCCUGAACCGGCUCGUGCCGGCCACCAUGAUCAACAAGCGCGCGCUGGCCGCAGCCGUCGACUCGCUGCAGGCGCGCAACACGUCCGACUGGUCCAAGGGACUCGACUUCGCCUACCGGGCCUUCAUCGACUUUUACACCACGGAGCCGGAGCACGCGGGCGCCAAGUGCCACAAGCUGAUCAUGUUCUUCAGCGACGGGGGCACCGAGUGGGCCGGCCAUGUCAUCGACAAGUACAAGAACGAGACGCUGACCGAGAACGUGCGGCUGUUCGCGUACGCGCUCGGGCCGCACCCGGUGCCGCCCAACAUAAUGCGCAAGAUGGCCUGCGAGAAUGGCGGUUCGUUCUCUGUGAUCGUGGCCUCUGGCGCCAUCCGUACCUCGAUCCAGGAGUCGUACCUCUCCGUGCUGGGGAAGCCGCUGGCGCUCUCCAACUCACAUCACCUGGCCGAGAGCUCGCCCUACUCGGACGCCCUGGGGCUCGGCUACGUGACCACCCUCUCCAUGCCCGUCUUCAACCGGUCGGCAGAGUCGAAGUCUGGCCAGUCGCUGAUGGGUGUGGCCGGCGUGGAUAUCAGUAUGAAGGAGCUGCUGCGCCACUCGCCGUGGAAGAAGCUCGGCCCGUUCGGAUACACGUUCGCCAUCAACCCGAACGGUAUCGUGGUGUUCCACCCGCGGCUGCGCAACCCGCUGCACUAUAUGGAGGACCCGCCCGACCUGGACCUGGUGCAGCUGGAGGGCGACUCGUACAAGGUGGUGGAGAUGCGCACUCAGAUGAUCCGGCGCAACUCGGACUCGGCCGAGCUGAGCCAGCUGGUGCCGCUGGACGACGGCCACCAGGUAGAGCUGCGCCGCGUCCGCUUCACCUGGCGGCCGGUCGACAACACUACUCUGAGCCUCGGCUUGGCGCUGCCGGUCACACACAAACACAUGGUGGUGAGCGGCCAGGACGUGCGCCAGGGCCUGCCCGACUGCGGCGCCUGCCUGCUGGCGGCCUCCUGGCAGUUCUGUCCGGGCCUGAGCGGCAACGCCUCGGAGCGGUGGCGCCAGCUGUCGGAGCGCCUGCAGGCGGGAGCUGAGAACUGCUCUCAGGAUCUGGUGCAGCACCUGCUCUGGGACGUCAACUGGACGGCCGUAGCGCAGACCCUCUGGGACAACAACAGCAGGAACCAGUCCGCCGGCGUGCUGGGACGCUUCCUCGUCACCGACGGCGGCCUGACGCGCUUCCACCCUGCCGACAGCGGCGCCGGCCUGCUGCCGGAGACGGAGCCGUACACCAGCAGUCUGUACCGGCAGGCCUCUCUGGUGGACGACCUGGUGGUGCGGCCGCGGCCCGGCUCGCGCCGGCUGCUGGCCGCCCGCCGCAUCGCGGUCACCAACAGCACCGGGGACAUCUACACCCUGGCCGUGGCCGGUGUCCAGUUCAGCAGCGGCUGGCUGUGGUCGCUGGCCGACGGUGUGCUGACCGAGCCCGGCUCGGCGGCACCGGCCUGCUCGCCCGAGUCGGGCCUGCUCUGCUGGCUGCUCGACACGGGCGGUCACGUGGUGUACGCCAGCGGCGAGCUGCCGCCCCUGAGGAACGACACGGGCGACCGGGGCGGUCCGCACCUGGGCGCCGGCGACCCAGAGCUGAUGGCGGCCCUGGUGGCGGCCGGCGUGUACCGCCAGACCACCGAGUACAACUACCAGGGCGUGUGUCUGAAGCCGAGCGGCGAGGCGAGCGCCGGCUCGUCGCUGCGCUGGCUGGGCGCGCAGCUGCUGUUGGACUCGGCGUACGGCUUGCUGCGCUGGCUCGACUACCUGCGCUACCUGCUGGUCAGCUGGCUGCUGGCCGCACAGACGGCGCCCGUCUCUGCCCUGGACGAGUUCGGCUUCGAGAUCCAGGCGGACAACCACUCGUGCACUCAGCGUCAGACGCGCACACAGCUGGUGGCAGCGCUGCGGCCCUACCAGGGCGAGACCAGCUGCCCAGAGGAGGGCGACUGCACGCGCCGCUUCAGGGCGGCGCUGGUGGACGACACGAACCUGCUGCUGGUGGUGUCCGGUCUGCCGUGCGGCUGCCCGCCGCCGCCCGGACAGCGGCCCGCCUACGAGCCCGUGGAAGAUAUCGGCCCGGACCGCUGUCUCGAGAGCGUCAACCAGACGGCGCCGUUCCGAAAACGGCCCGACACCUGCUUCGCCACACACGAGAACGAGAAGCCGGCGUGUGGCGGCGCCGGCACGGCCGCCGGCCCACUGUCGCUGUCGCUGCUCUGCCUGGCGCUGCCGCUGGCGCUGCGGGCCGGGCCGGGCGGCCGCUGAGAGGACUCUGCAGUACGACAAACACAGCGGGCUGAGACGCGGGCUGAGUGAGCUUAGGGGCCGGACCCGACGGCAGCGCGCCAGGCCAACAGGCCGGAGUCGGAGCAGUGACUUAUGGUCUGUCUUAGGCGACGACUAGCCUCAAUCGGAGUUAGUGGCAUCAUAGCCUGACCGUGGCAACCACUAGCCUAGACUGCAGUGAGGUUUCGGACCGUAGCAGCUAUAACUGGUCUGAGACUGAGCAUGUAUGUGGUCUGACCGUUGGUGACUGCCAGUCCGGACUGUGGUCUUUGACGUGCGACUGCCAGUUUAGACUGGAGUCUGUGGCCUGUCCGUGGCUGCCACCAGCCUGGGCAGGAGUCUGUGGCCAGUGUUAUUCUGCGCGGGUAGCUCUGGGGUGGAGUGCGUGGUCCCCGACCCAGCCUGGACCUGGGCCACAGUUUGCGCCGGUAGCUAUGGGACGGAUUGGAGUGUUGGCCGGUGCGUGCCCUGACGCCUGCCGAGUCCUUACCGUCGGACCUGUGUUGAGUGUUUAACCCGGGUGAUAUUGCCGUAUGCUCUAUACUGUUUGCGUUUGUAGUGAAUCACUGUGUGACUGACCCGUUUUAUCGUCGCUGAGGUGGUUGGGGUGUUGGGACAACAUAGUCGCUUGUUCAGCCGCCACUGGCUAGUGAGGCCGGGAUAGUGCUGACAGAAGUGGUCGCCAGGUCUGCCCCGUAACCGUGUGAUACUGCGAGCCUCUGCGCGGGGAAUAGUUCACUCCCGAUCGAGUUUUAUCAGGCAGCCGGCGAGAAGCUAAGCCGACAAUCCACUCACUCAUUCAAGGCAGCCUUUGUUACGGAUUAAUCUUAUUACAAUGACCGGACUUGGAGAUAUGGUUUUCAUAUUAACUUUCCUUCAGCCUGGUGGGGCGAACAUAGAUGCAUAUAAAAUUAAGAUAAUUAACAGACUUUACGUUCCGCCUUUAAGCCAUUCCUUUACAUGUCACCGAUUGGGUGAGGCACUCGCAGUUUUGUUUUGUUGAGCGGUCGUCUGCCCCUGGACGGGCCGAGCGUUCGGUCAGCAGGUGGACUGACCGAACGCGAAUACUGUCUGCAGACAAUAGUGGCUCACUAACCAAUCAGGCCCCACGUGUACUGUGUACAGAACUGCCGUCUUAGGGAUGUUCAUGGAAUCUCUAGAAAAUCAACUUAGCCUGCGAAACUCUCAACUCACACGCUGCCAUGAUAUCUAGUCAGUUAGGAGCCGGGGCUGCAGGUGAACUAUUCCCUCCCAGGUGGCUUUCCUUCGUGUGCAAUUGUGACUACUGCUGCCGGUGGCCGCUCCUUCGGCCGGUGUUGGAUGGUUGUGAGCCACCUGCGUGUGCCAGAGGUGCCGCCCCUAGUCAGAGCGGGCCGUCCGCGUGUGACCCGGUCCCCGCCGCCAAUACACGACCGCGCACA
Messenger RNA from Amphibalanus amphitrite, 4895 nucleotides. RefSeq names its product voltage-dependent calcium channel subunit alpha-2/delta-1-like. Gene Ontology annotation, cellular component: voltage-gated calcium channel complex. The record is from RefSeq and is a predicted model, not a curated record. Gene Ontology annotation, molecular function: voltage-gated calcium channel activity. The coding region runs from base 256 to 3453 and encodes 1065 amino acids. The transcript is spliced from 23 exons. Lineage: Eukaryota; Metazoa; Arthropoda; Thecostraca; Balanomorpha; Balanidae.